Messenger RNA from Plutella xylostella (diamondback moth), 2842 nucleotides. RefSeq lists its product as uncharacterized. Gene Ontology annotation, biological process: regulation of transcription by RNA polymerase II. Lineage: Eukaryota; Metazoa; Arthropoda; Insecta; Lepidoptera; Plutellidae. The record is from RefSeq and is a predicted model, not a curated record. Gene Ontology annotation, molecular function: DNA-binding transcription activator activity, RNA polymerase II-specific; zinc ion binding; RNA polymerase II cis-regulatory region sequence-specific DNA binding. Gene Ontology annotation, cellular component: nucleus.
UAUCUUUCAACAAAUAUGCCUAUGUUAUCAUAAAUGUUCCUCUACAGCUAACCAUGGAUAAAGUGGAAGUUUCUACUGAAAAUCUCUGCAGAACUUGCAUGGGGAAAGCUGUAGAUUUGCGAUCACUUACCAGUACCACUAUUGGAGAUAGGACCCUGAGCGAUGUGUUGUGUUUCGUAGCCAACAUCAUCGUCAAACCAGACGACAAACUUCCCAAACACAUAUGCGCUGAUUGUGAAGCCCAGAUGAAGCUGUCUGAUACCUUCAAACGCCGUUGCCUGGACGUAGAAAGCAGAUUUCACAUGCUUAUAAAUAACUCGGACCAGAAUUCUGAAGUUGCUAGCAACCUUAUUAAGUCUGAAGAUGUGAAAUAUCCCUACCAGUGUUUCAUUAAAGAUUUAGACCCUGAUGCUAAAGAGGAAUUAGAAGAAACUGUAAACAAAAAUGAGCAGGAUCCUAAAGAUGAUAAUAAUGUAAGUAGCGAAGUGAUAAGUCAAGAUGAUGUGAAAGAAGAGAUCCUAGACAGUGAUAGCAUUGACAUUGAUUAUGGCACGUUCCCUAAUGAUUUUGAAGACUAUGAGUCCCUUCCACUAGAAGACCACGAGAAAUAUAUGAUUCAUUUUAAAGCGGAAGAUAAAAGCAUUGUCUCCUGUUCACUGUGUAACUUUGUUUGCAUUACGAAAGAAGAACAUGAAGAGCAUUUGCGAAAGAAACAUUUCAGAGGAAAACUUGUAAAAAAAGAGCCUAAGACAAAAAAACGAAAAGCCCUUGACAGAAAAAGUAGUCAUGAAAACAUUGAAAAUGAAUUAGAAAAGCAGGAAGAGUCUUUUGUUUGUCCUGUCUGUGCCGAGCAAAUAAUUGGAGCGGAUGCGUUCAAGAAACACAUGAAACAGUCACACAAGUAUACCAAACCAGACUACAAAGAACCAGAAAAACCGUAUGAAUGCUCACACUGUAUGAGAAAAUUCGCUAAAAAAGUUACCCUAGCCACACAUUUGAAAAGACAUGAAAAUCAACCACUUCCUUCAAAUCCAUCACUUACUAAAUCAGAGUACAAAAACACCGAAAAAAAGUUUGAAUGCUCUUACUGUUUGAGAAAAUUUGCCAAAAAGGUAACCUUAGCUGCACAUGCAAAACGUCAUGAAAAUCCACCAACAUCACAUGUGUGCAUUAUAUGCAAAAGAGAUUUUAGGCACCGAGCACAUCUGGAUAACCACAUCCUUUCUGUGCACACUACACAAGAUGGCUACAAAUGUGAUUAUUGCUUGAAGAGUUUCCCUAACGAAGACAGCUUAAAAUUACACAAGGAAGCUCAUAAUAGCGAGAAGAAGCAUAAGUGUCCUAUGUGUGAGAAAGCAUUUAAUAUGUUAUCAACUUUGCGGGACCAUAUCCGAGUGCAUACGGGAGAGAAGCCAUACUUGUGCCCUACGUGUGGCAAGGGCUUCACCCAGAACACAAACUUGCAAGAGCAUUUACGGAGACAUCAAGGCAUCAAGCCUUUUAAAUGCGAAAUGUGUGAGAGAAGGUUCGUAUCCAAAGGCGAGCUCUCAGCGCACGCUCGCAAACACAGCGGGGCUCACCCCUUCGUCUGUUCCGAUUGUGGCAACGCGUUCACCACGUCGAGCUCGCUCGUGAAGCAUCGGCGGACGCACACGGGCGAACGACCGUAUGCUUGUGACAUGUGUCAUAUGAAGUUCGCUGCUUCCGGAACCCUCAAGAACCACCGUCGCACGCACACGGGGGAAAAGCCUCACAAGUGCACGCACUGCGACAAAGCCUUCGUGCAAAAGAACGACCUGGCCGCCCACAUGAGAUGUCACACAGGCGAGCGUCCCUACGUGUGUGCAGCCUGCGGCCAGGCCUUCAGACAGGGCUCGGCGCUGAAGACACAUCUGAAGAUGCACUCCACACAGCCCGGUAGGAAGGACUUACUGAUGUUACAGUUGGGGCAUUCAGGCGGCAGUGUUUAGGAGUAAUAGAGACAAAAGUGUGUUUUAUUCUGUAAAGAAAUCCUCGGAUACUAAAUUGACAAAUUGUGAACGGUUCAUCAGCAGUCGAUUGUCCCGCGAUUAUAGAGCGUUUCUUCAAAUAACAUGACUUAAAUAAAGAAAAUCCACCCUUAGUCCAAUGUAAUAAGGGUUUUGACAGAUCAAUUAUCCGGUGAAACGGUCUAUAAGUGCCGUAUCGUUCUAUUGGUGGGACAAUCGACUGUCUAUGGACCGUUUAGAAACUGACAAUUUGAAGCUGAAGACAGAUCUAGAUAAUAGAAAUACGUGAAUCUGUAACCUAGUGCGAUGGAGAUUCAUCUUUGAGUCAACGUUGAAUGUAGUUAUAAGAGUAUCUUUCUUCUCGUCUUUUAUUUAGUGCAUUUUUUGGUCCAUCGUUGAUUCAUCAAUGAAAAUUUGUGUCAUUCUUAGUUGAAUUUAAAAAAUAUCUAAGUAUAUGUACAAAAUUGUAUACCAUUUUUAAAGACGUAACUAAUUUAAUAAUGUACAGUCGGAGCCAAAGAAAGCUGACCCCUGUCAGAGUGCCAAUGCUACCUGAGAAAAGUUAGGUUUCGUUGCUCCAGACUGUACCUAAAAAUAUUAAGUAAAGUCAACUUAGUAUUAAGUGAAAUUUGACCAAAAUAAAAAAUGAAUUGUAAUUUUUUUUUAUUUUACCUUGAUCUUUAAUUUUUAUUAUUAUGUAUUAAUUCAGUGUAUUGUAUGAAUAAUAUGUUUUUAGUACUUAUUUUAAUCCUUAUGUAUUUGACUUACAGUGGUUUUGUUUAUAUCUUUCCAAAUAAAACUCAUCGAAACACAAAAUAAAUUCUUUAUUAAAAUUCCAAUUUUAUUCAAUACAA